Penicillium cataractarum is the source of this 1326-nucleotide messenger RNA. RefSeq names its product proteasome regulatory particle base subunit RPT3 (gene rpt3). The record is from RefSeq and is a predicted model, not a curated record. The coding region runs from base 1 to 1326 and encodes 441 amino acids. Gene Ontology annotation, cellular component: proteasome regulatory particle, base subcomplex. Gene Ontology annotation, biological process: proteasome-mediated ubiquitin-dependent protein catabolic process. Gene Ontology annotation, molecular function: proteasome-activating activity; ATP binding; ATP hydrolysis activity. The transcript has 5 exons. NCBI's taxonomy places the organism in Eukaryota, Fungi, Ascomycota, Eurotiomycetes, Eurotiales, Aspergillaceae.
AUGGGAGACGUCGCCGUGGAGAACCCGGCAAACAACGUCACGCCUCUCCCGAAGCCAGGUGCCCUGGAUGCCCUUGCUAACCUGGACUCGCUGGAGGGCACUGGAGCCGAUGGAAACGAUGAAUAUGCCAACCUGAAGCGGCUACAGAGACACCUAGAGUCAGUGAUGAUGAGGAUGCCCCCAAUCCUCUCCGACGUUACUAACGCCUUCGACAGAUACAUCCAGCUGCAGGAGGAAUACAUCAAGGAUGAGCAAAGGAGCUUGAAGAGGGAGCUUGUCCGAGCACAAGAAGAGAUCAAACGGAUACAGAGUGUGCCACUGGUGAUUGGGCAGUUCAUGGAGGCCAUCGAUCAGAAUACUGGUAUCGUGCAGAGUUCGACCGGGUCGAAUUACGUUGUCCGCAUCCUGUCCACACUCGACCGCGAGAAGCUGAAGCCCUCAUCCUCGGUCGCCCUCCACCGUCACUCUAAUGCCCUCGUCGAUAUUCUUCCCCCCGAAGCCGACUCCUCUAUUGCGAUGUUGGGUGAGAGCGAGAAGCCAGAUGUUACUUACGCCGACGUGGGUGGUCUGGAUAUGCAGAAGCAGGAGAUCCGGGAAGCGGUCGAGUUGCCGUUGACACACUUUGACCUUUACAGACAGAUUGGUAUUGACCCGCCCCGCGGUGUCUUGCUGUAUGGACCCCCCGGUACCGGUAAGACCAUGCUGGUCAAGGCCGUGGCCAACAGCACAACCGCCAGCUUCAUUCGCGUGAACGGCUCCGAGUUCGUACAAAAGUAUCUGGGUGAGGGUCCUCGUAUGGUUCGUGACGUUUUCCGGAUGGCGCGUGAGAACUCGCCCGCCAUCAUCUUCAUCGAUGAGAUUGAUGCCAUCGCCACCAAGCGUUUCGAUGCCCAGACCGGUGCCGACCGUGAGGUGCAGCGUAUCUUGCUGGAGCUGCUGAACCAGAUGGACGGUUUCGAGCAAACUAGCAACGUCAAGGUCAUCAUGGCUACCAACCGUGCAGACACCCUGGACCCGGCUCUGCUUCGCCCUGGUCGUCUGGACCGUAAGAUUGAGUUCCCGUCGUUGCGCGACCGCCGUGAGCGCCGCCUGAUCUUCACCACAAUUGCAUCAAAGAUGUCUCUGUCGCCCGAGGUGGAUUUGGACUCUUUGAUUGUUCGUAAUGAGCCGCUGUCGGGUGCCGUGAUCGCUGCCAUCAUGCAAGAGGCCGGUCUUCGGGCGGUGCGCAAGAACCGAUACAACAUCAUCCAGAGCGACUUGGAGGAUGCGUACGCAGCCCAGGUGAAGAGUGGCCAUGAGGAUGACCGUCUCGAUUUCUACCGGUAA